AUGAGCCUCAAAGCCUAUGCCCCGCACGUUACUCUUGGCAGCAAGCCGCUCUCCACCGGUGCCGCCCAAGAACUCAUCGCGAACUAUCUAAAUGAAUCCGAAUCCAAUUCGUACCUCCACCCGGAUGCGAUUCUGACGGCAUCCAACGUACAAUACCCCCUGUCCGGUGGUCCCCAGGGAGGGGUCACUAUGCACGACCUGCGACGGGUCGAAGCUGGUUUGAGGGGCGAGGUGCUCAAGCCCGAGGUCCCCGACGUGUCUGACGACAUGGUGCUGGACGAAAUGAUCGACGACACGAAAAAGCGCAUGCAGGCCGAUCAGGAACAACAGGAGGAUGGGAUCGAAGUGGGCGAGAUCGGCCAGCGCACAACCGCCGUUGUUGAGGGUGGAGACAUUCCCGAGGUUGUUGAAGAGGGUGGCGGAAAAGCACUCGGCAAGAGUAAAACCGAUAAAGAGGCUCGCAAAAAGGCAAAGAAAGAGCGCGAGCGCCAACAGAAGCUCGAGAGGGAGGCAAAGCGAAAGACGCACUCUGAGGCCUAA
Messenger RNA from Diplodia corticola, 540 nucleotides. RefSeq lists its product as uncharacterized. The coding region runs from base 1 to 540 and encodes 179 amino acids. The transcript has a single exon. The record is from RefSeq and is a predicted model, not a curated record. NCBI's taxonomy places the organism in Eukaryota, Fungi, Ascomycota, Dothideomycetes, Botryosphaeriales, Botryosphaeriaceae.